AUGCUGACCUUCAUUCUUAACUGGAUCCCCAACUUUGGAGCUAUGAUCGAGUCCAUUGCUCCGAUCUGUAUCAUCGCCAUCACACCGUCCGUCCUGAUGAACCCCAUGGAGACGUUCCUGGCGAUGUUUCUCUCCAUGUGCUUCCACAUGUUUGUAGGAAACUUCGUUGAAGUGAAAGUUUUCGGAAAGAAGGAGUUUCAUCUCAAGCUGUGGCCAGAGUUCGUGGCUCUAGUGGAAGGAACGUACUUUACACGCCUCGGCAACAAGGUAAACAGGUAUAAGAAGGAGGAGGAUGACCAAAAAAGACUUCGAAAGCAUGGAAGUGAGGAACGAAAGCGAAAAGGAUCUAGCAAAUAA
This is a messenger RNA of Phytophthora nicotianae INRA-310, 357 nucleotides long. RefSeq lists its product as hypothetical. NCBI's taxonomy places the organism in Eukaryota, Oomycota, Peronosporomycetes, Peronosporales, Peronosporaceae. The record is from RefSeq and is a predicted model, not a curated record. The coding region runs from base 1 to 357 and encodes 118 amino acids. The transcript has 2 exons.